AUGGACGUAAGAUUUUAUUCGCCACCUCCUCAGCCUGCAGCCGCUCCUGAUACGCCUUGUUUGGGACCUUCCCCCUGCCUGGACCCCUACUAUUGCAACAAGUUUGACGGUGAGAACAUGUACAUGAGUAUGACAGAGCCGAGCCAGGACUAUGUGCCAGCCAGCCAGUCCUUUCCUGGCCCAAGUCUUGAAAGCGAAGAUUUCAACAUACCUCCUAUAACUCCUCCAUCAUUGCCUGACCACUCCCUGGUGCACUUGAAUGAGAUAGAGUCUGGGUACCACUCUCUGUGUCAUCCCAUGAACCACAAUGGCCUCCUUCCAUUCCACCCACAAAAUAUGGAUCUACCUGAAAUUACAGUUUCCAACAUGCUUGGCCAGGAUGGGACACUGCUUUCCAAUUCACUCUCUCUGAUGCAAGAUUUACGGAAUACAGAAGGAGCCCAGUAUAGUUCCCAUCCUCAGAUGGCAACCAUGAGGCCAAGGGUUCAACCUGCAGAUAUUAGGCAGCCAGGAAUGAUGCAGCACGGGCAGCUGACUACUAUUAACCAGUCCCAGCUCAGUGCACAGCUUGGUUUGAAUAUGGGUGGAAACAGUGUUCCUCACAACUCGCCCUCUCCACCUGGAAGCAAAUCUGCAACUCCUUCACCAUCCAGUUCAGUCCAUGAAGAUGAAGGAGAAGAUAGCUCUAAGGUCAAUGGUGGAGAGAAGAGACCCGCUUCAGAUAUGGGAAAGAAACCCAAAACUCCCAAAAAGAAGAAGAAGAAGGACCCAAAUGAGCCACAGAAGCCUGUGUCUGCCUAUGCAUUAUUCUUUCGAGACACUCAAGCAGCCAUCAAGGGCCAAAACCCCAAUGCUACUUUUGGUGAAGUCUCUAAAAUUGUAGCCUCAAUGUGGGACGGCUUAGGAGAAGAACAAAAACAGGUGUACAAAAAGAAAACUGAAGCUGCCAAGAAGGAAUAUCUGAAGCAGUUAGCUGCCUACAGAGCAAGCCUUGUAUCCAAGAGCUACAGUGAACCUGUGGAUGUGAAAGCCUCCCCACAACCUCAGAUGAUGAAUUCAAAGCAGUCAGUGUUCCAUGGCCCCACCCAGGCUCACUCUGCACUGUACCUCGGUUCCCACUACCACCAACAACCAGGGAUGAAUCCUCACAUUACUGCCAUGCAUGCCAAUAUCCCCAGGAACAUAGCACCCAAGCCCAACAACCAAAUGCCAGUGACUGUUUCCAUAGCAAACAUGGCUGUGUCCCCACCACCUCCUCUUCAGAUCAGCCCCCCUCUGCACCAGCAUCUCAACAUCCAGCAGCACCAACCCAUCUCAAUGCAGCAGUCCCUUGGGAACCAGCUACCCAUGCAGGUCCAGUCUGCUUUACAUUCACCUACGAUGCAGCAAGGAUUUACUCUUCAGCCUGAUUAUCAGAAUAUCAUCAACCCAACAUCAACAGCUGCACAAGUUGUUACCCAAGCAAUGGAGUAUGUUCGUUCAGGGUGCAGAAAUCCUCCAGCACAGACUGUGGACUGGAAUAAUGAUUACUGCAGUAAUGGGGGCAUGCAGAGGGACAAAGCACUCUACCUUACCUGA
Molecule: messenger RNA, 1578 nt
Organism: Indicator indicator
Lineage: Eukaryota; Metazoa; Chordata; Aves; Piciformes; Indicatoridae
Gene: TOX
Product: thymocyte selection associated high mobility group box
Exons: 9
Coding region: 1-1578 (525 amino acids)
Biological process (GO): leukocyte differentiation; regulation of transcription by RNA polymerase II
Cellular component (GO): nucleus
Molecular function (GO): chromatin DNA binding
Source: RefSeq, a predicted model, not a curated record